Salmo salar (Atlantic salmon) is the source of this 2435-nucleotide messenger RNA. Lineage: Eukaryota; Metazoa; Chordata; Actinopteri; Salmoniformes; Salmonidae. The record is from RefSeq and is a predicted model, not a curated record.
AAUAAUGCUGCACCGUAUGUAUUCUUUACACCCAGUGUUCUUUCUGUACGACUUGGAAGCUGACAUUUGAGACAAUCUGCGCGUCGUUGUAAGCUCAGAAUGAAUUAAAUGCGUGUUUAUGUUAUUAGACUGUACUGAAUGUCAUGUGUUGGAAGUGUUUCAUUUAAAUGUGCCAAUUAAAUGUCCCUCGUUAGCUAGCUUCGUAGUUAGUCUGCCCCUGGACCUUGCAGUCAUUCAUUAUCAAAGUAGCUAGCAUCAAGCUAGCUCAUGGUAGUUGUUUCUAGCAUGUUCCCUCCCACCCAUUCGUUACAUUUGUCAGAAGUUCCCACCGUAGAGAAGGCUAGUUCAUUUGGCUAACCAAAUGAAUACAUGUUUACCAGACACACGUCUUUGCAGCAUUUUCAUUGACAGCUUUUGGCUAGCAAGUUCGCUAACUACCACUGGAAAGGUGUGCUGCAGGCAGGUAGAUGACAUGCAGGGUGAGCCAUGGACCAGAUCACCUUCCAUUAUGACACAGUGCUGUCUGACGUUCACCUGUUGCUGCCCAACUCUCGCCACCUCAUGGCACGCCUUAACCGCGUAGGACAACCAGUGUUCAUCUCCCGGUUCAGAAUCCUGUGGGACGGAGCGAAGCAGCACACUUGUGACCUCGGUUCCCCCUGCGGAGGGGAAGAGUUAGACCGCGACACCCAGGAGGAGAGUGGAAGGGGAGAUGCUAGGGGGAGUGAGACUGGGGCUGACGGAGGGGCUGACGGAGGGGAGGACGGAGGGGUAGAACCACCCCUGGAUGAAGAUGGAGAUUUAGAGGUACCACGCAGGCCCAGACAAAGACUCCCUGAGAGGGACAGAGACAUGGUCUACCCCAUCAUCCUCAGCCAGGCAAGAAGAGAGGAAGAGGAGGAGGAGGAGGAGGAGUGUCCUAGAGACGUCAUCAGGAUAGAACACACUAUGGCCACGCCUUUAGAAGAUGUUGGCAAACAGGUUUGGCGAGGUGCGUUCCUAUUGGCUGAUUUAAUCCUGUCUCAGCCAACUACAUUCAGAGGAGCCACCGUCUUGGAGUUGGGGGCGGGGACUGGGCUGACCAGCGUAGUCAUGGCAACGGUGGCCAAAACAGUGUACUGCACAGACGUUGGGGAGGACCUACUGAGCAUGUGCCAGAAGAACGUGACGUUAAACAGACACCUGAUGGAACCUGCAGGUGGGGAGGUGCGAGUACGUCUACUGGACUGGCUCAGACACGAUCUCUGCACAGACGCUGAUGCAGAGUUUGGAUGGACAGAGGAUGAAGUGGCAGAUCUCCAUGACAACACAACCAUUAUCAUUGCUGCUGACGUGUGCUACGAUGACGAUCUGACAGACGCGCUGUUCCGAACUCUGUACAGAAUCUGUAACAACCUCCGUCUCCCCAGUACUACAUACCUGUCUAUAGAGAAGAGGCUGAACUUCACUCUGAGACACUUGGACAUAUCAUGCGAGGCCUACGACCAUUUCCGCCACUGUCUGUGUGAGAUGCAGGAGCUAAGAGACGGACGGACAUGCUUCACAGUGGAGCAGGUCAAACCCUCUUUCCCACAGUGCUUGCUGUAUGAGCGCAUAGAGCAACUGGAGUUGUGGAAAGUGACAGCAGUGCCUGUCUAACCCUCUGAGGAGCUGACCUGCUCCUUGACCUGCUCCUAGACCUGAGACAUGGAGUUUUCUGAUCUUAGACCUAGUGUUUUCUGAACCUCUUGUGGUCAGUGUUGAGAAGGUAUUGAUAAAAUAUAUAGAUUAUUUAGAGAACUAAUAGCAGUCAUUUCAAUCAGGGCAGCUGGACAGCGGUGAACAAAGGCACUAGGAAUUAUCUCUGUAAAUGAACUCACUUGUUAAAUAAGAUGUUUUUAAGCUCAGACCAGGGGUUGUGACAUAGAUAUUCAGUAUAUUCUCAUUUACUUGCUGUUAGAUUGAAGUGAACCGGUCAAAUGGGACAGCCCCAUAGCCUCUGAAUGUUUUGUUCCUGUGUAAAUGAUGAGUGAUCAGGUAAACACUGACCUAGGAUGCAUCCCAAAUGGUAUCCUAUCCUCAAUAUAGUGCACUACUUUGGACCAGAGCCCUAUGGACCCUGGACCAGAGCCCUAUGGACCCUGGUCUAAAGUAGUACACAGUAUAGGGCAUAGUGUCCCAAAUGGCACCCUAUCUUAAUGUCUGUUUAUAAUUUAUAAGACAUUAUGAAAUAGCUUGUUAACAAUUUAGUAAAUAAGCUGUUUAUCAAUCAGUUUUUAUAAGUUCAUAUAUUUAUUAAAAUAAACUACCUAAUAAUGUUUAAGAGAUUUAUAAGCAGACAUAUAGUGUUAAUGUGUGUGUGUUGAUACAAAACCAUGGCACUGUUUCUUUCACAAUUAUACAGUCAUCUUUUGAUUCAAAUUACUAAAUAAAAUACUGAUUAUUGAUUAUUUCAA